Molecule: messenger RNA, 2318 nt
Organism: Ziziphus jujuba (common jujube)
Lineage: Eukaryota; Viridiplantae; Streptophyta; Magnoliopsida; Rosales; Rhamnaceae
Exons: 2
Coding region: 501-2063 (520 amino acids)
Source: RefSeq, a predicted model, not a curated record
UCCAGUACUGAAUGAUUUACCAUUCUCCUUUUCCUUUUUGAUCUUUUCAUUUCACCUUUUAUACAUACAUACAUAUUGUACAUAACCUCUUUCCCCUCUGAAUCUACUGUUAAAAGUUUUUUGCUUUUCUCUCUCACUUCUGAUAUAUGAACAGUCCGAAGCUCGUUGUUUCCCUCAACCUUGUCCAUUUUGACGAUUAAGAUAUAUGAAGGCUAAGAAUUUUCUUGCUAUGCUCGCUAUUGGGUUUCUUUCUUUCACUGUAAGUAUAUGGUUCUUUCAUGGUCUCCCUGCUCUCAUCUAAAAUAUACUGAUCUCCACGUCCUUUCCCUUCAGCCUUAGAUUCAAUAUUUUACAAAUUCAUUGGGAUUAUUUGUGUUUUACUAGCUUUUUUAUUAAUCUUACUGUUUCUUUUCUGAAUACGUUAGAUUGACUGAUAAGACUAUAAUUAUCUGAAUCAAAGCAAUUAGCACAAGUCCAUCUUGUACAGAACAGAGUGAAAAAUGCAGAUCAAGCAUCUGAGCCAUGAGCAUCCCUUGGUCCUUAUUGAUAAGGAAAAUUUCGUUGAACAAAAUUGCUCAAAAUGCCAAGAGAAUAUCUUGGGUCCGAUUUAUAGUUGCCAGAAAUGCAACUACUUUAUGUGCAAAUCCUGUGUUGGAUAUCCACACCAGAUUCAUCAUCUCAGCCACCACCAUCCCUUGACCCUUAGAGAUAUGAAGGUCGGCGAAACCAAGCACUGCAAGGGCUGCUUCGAACGCAUAUCCAAGCAAGCUUAUAACUGCUCGGAUUGUGGGUUUCAACUCCACAAAUCAUGUGCUGAUUUACCAAACAAGAUAAGCCAUCCAUCUCAUCCAACACAUUCUUUGACCCUCCUCUACAAACACCCCAUAGAAGACACCUUUAACUGCCACCAUUGCAAAAAGACUAAACCUGGAUUCACCUUGUGCUGUGUUCAAUGUAAUAUAUACCUUGAUGUUCAUUGCGCCUUCAGUCGAAUUGAGGUCAUAACUGAGGAAGUCCGCCUUUCUUAUUUCUCGGGUCGCUUUUUGUCUCAGGGUGAGUUUGAAAUUUUCUCUCAUCGCCACAGAUUGAAUCAUGAGAGCGCUUACAAGUGCAAGCAAAAGUGUCCAGCUUGCAAACUGGCGAUUGCAGAUUAUAGUUCAAUGUAUCGUUGCCCAAAAUGUGUGUAUACCAUCCAUGACAAGUGUGCUUUCUUAUCGCAAACUCUUGAGCAUCCUUCCCACCCAAACCAUUCCCUCACUCUCCUUGUUGAAUCACCCUAUGAAUCUUUGGGAGAUUUUUGGUGUAAUGGGUGUUACAGAGACAUAGGUGGGUUUACAUAUCAUUGCUCCGAAUGUAAAUUUGAUCUGGAUGUUCAAUGUGCUUCGUUUAUGCCAAGCAUGAAAUAUGAGUAUCAUGACCACCCUCUUACUCUCUUUGAGAAGACAACUCAUGACUUUUGGUGUGACGCGUGUGGAACCAACUGCAGCAAGAAUUUCUACCGUUGCGUUGAUUGCGAUUUCAAUGUCCAUGUCCAAUGCGUUCUGUUGCCGAGUUCUCUUAAACAUGGAUGUCACAAGGACCCUCUUAAGCUUACCAAAUAUAUUACUACUGGAAAAGACACAGAGGUGUUUUAUUGCCAUGCCUGCGAGAAAGAAAGAAACACGGAUCUUAACGUGUAUUGUUGCAUCGAUUGUGACUUCAUUUCCGAAAUUGAAUGCGUUUUUCCUGGGGUUAUACCUCCUUCAAAACAAGUCUCAAAGAGGAAAAUUGUUGAGGACCUUGCCCGUGAACACGAGCUUGCCUCUGCAGUCCAGCCAGAGGAGACGCCAGAGCUCGAGGAAGAGAUAGAAAUGCUAACAACUAAAUUGGAGGCACUCAAGUGGAAGCUGAAGGGCGAACCAGCAGAACAUGUUGCAUCUGCAAUUUUAAAUCUGAAGAAGGUAAUCUCGAGUGAGCAUUCUAUAUGUGAAAGGGAAACCACAAGAAUGGAGGCUGCACUUUUAACUAUUAAAAGCAUUAUCUCAAGUUGGAUUUGGAUCCCAAACUGGAGAGGGACUGGUUGAUUUAUGAAACAGUUCAAACAUCUGCAAAUACUUCUAGCUUGCAUUGUGGUUACUUUCAUUGUCUUGUUUCAGCUAAUGAGUGGUUGAAUAAAAUCUUUGGCCUGCAACUGCUGGGAUGGAAGCUUUUUUAAAUGCCUCAUGUAUCCUUGAAUACAUAUAAAAACAAAAUGGUCUUUGCUGUCUCGUGAUGAAACUAUACUUGAAUACAAACUCAUGUGGGUUUUGUUUAUUCGAAACAUGUUGGUUUUUUCUGCA